Sporisorium graminicola is the source of this 657-nucleotide messenger RNA. RefSeq lists its product as uncharacterized. The coding region runs from base 1 to 657 and encodes 218 amino acids. Gene Ontology annotation, biological process: mitotic spindle assembly checkpoint signaling. The transcript has a single exon. The record is from RefSeq and is a predicted model, not a curated record. Gene Ontology annotation, cellular component: kinetochore; cytoplasm; nucleoplasm. NCBI's taxonomy places the organism in Eukaryota, Fungi, Basidiomycota, Ustilaginomycetes, Ustilaginales, Ustilaginaceae.
AUGGCGACGGCGCAGGCGACAGCAGCGACACGGACGCACCUGACCCUCAAAGGGUCCACGGCGCUCGUGCACGAGUUCUUCAACUAUUCCGUCCAGUCCAUCCUCUACCAACGCAGCAUCUACCCCUCGGACGACUUCAAAACUGUCAAGAAGUACGGCCUUCAGAUGCUCGUGACCACCGACGACGGGCUGAUCGAAUACCUCGAAACCGCCAUGGCGCAGCUCAAAGUCUGGCUCGAACGCGGCGACGUUACGCGCCUGGUCGUCGUCAUCGUCGAAAAGGACUCAGGCGAGACCCGCGAACGCUGGCAGUUCGAUGUCGAUGUCAUCAACACCCCUCUCGCCUCCGAAGACUCCCCAGCCGCUGCCGCUCCGCAAGUCAAAAAGACAGACGCCCAGGUCCGCGCAGAAAUCGCAGCAAUCAUCAAACAGAUCACCGCCUCCUGCACCUUCCUCCCCGUCCUCGAGGAGCCCUGUGCCUUCCAGAUCCUCGCAUACACAAAUCAGGACGCAGAAGCUCCCGCAGAGUGGAUCGACUCGGAUGCAAGACUCAUCGCAGAAGGCCAGGCCGAACAGGUCCGCCUCCGAAGCUUUUCCACCCACGUUCACAGAGUCGACGCCAUGGUCGCCUAUCGAAGAGACGAAGAUGACGAAUGA